GUGUGAAAAAAGACGACGCCUUCUGGUCUGCGGGACUGAGACCAGACCUUGCAGAGAGGCCGAGGUUUGCGUUCCUGCGAGAAAGGUCCCAGGUGUCCCCGGAGUGGCAGGGCGUGGCUGGCCAAUGAGGACUACAUCUCCCAUUAGGCCACGCGCACUAUAAGAUGCCUCCUCAGGUGGCGCUGGAGCAUUGUGGGAUUGGAUGAGUCUCAAGAUGGACAACCGGGAUGUUGCAGGAAAGGCUAACCGGUGGUUUGGGGUUGCUCCUCCCAAGUCUGGAAAAAUGAACAUGAACAUCCUUCAUCAGGAAGAACUCAUUGCUCAGAAGAAACGGGAAAUUGAAGCCAGAAUGGAGCAGAAAGCCAAGCAGAAUCAGGUGUCCAGCCCUCAGCCCCCGCAUCCUGGCGAAAUUGCAAACACACACAACUCUUCCGCUUCCAACAAGUUUGCCAAUGACGGCAGCUUCUUGCAGCAGUUUCUGAAGUUGCAGAAGGCGCAGACUAGCACAGAUGCUCCCCCCAGCGUGCCCAGCGCCCCGCCUCGAGUACUCCCCCGUGCUGGGAAGAGGCCUCCCCUCAUCAGCAGCCCACUGAGCCAGGUGAAGAACUAUGUGCACGCUAAGCAGCUGCCCCUGGCCAGCCGCCCUAGUGUCUUCCAAUCUCCCGAUGAGGAUGAAGAGGAGGACUAUGAGCAGUGGCUGGAGAUCAAAGUUUCACCCCCAGAGGGAGUCGAGACUCGGAAAGUGAUAGAGAAAUUGGCCCGCUUUGUGGCAGAAGGAGGCCCCGAGUUAGAAAAAGUAGCUAUGGAGAACUACAAGGAUAACCCAGCAUUUUCGUUUUUGCAUGAUAAGAAUAGCAGGGAAUUCCUCUACUACAGAAAGAAGGUGGCUGAGAUAAGGAAGGAAUCACAGAAGUUGCAGACAACCUCUCAGAAAGUUUCACCCCCAGAGGACGAAGAGGUCAAGAACCUUGCAGAAAAGUUGGCCAGGUUCAUAGCGGAUGGGGGUCCUGAGGUGGAAACCAUCGCCCUCCAAAACAAUCGUGAGAACCAGGCAUUCAGCUUUCUGUACGAACCCAGCAGCCAGGGGUACAAAUACUACCGCCAGAAACUGGAGGAGUUCCGGAAAGCAAGGGCAGGCCCGACAGGCACCCAAAUGGUGCCCGAGCUCUGCCCUCAGCGCAGACCGCCUCCUGAGAUCCUGUCCGGAUCUGUACCCCUCACUGCUGCUUGCCCCGCUUCAUCUGCCCCCUCACCUGCUAUCAGCCCAGCUCCAGCUCCAGCUGCCCAUGGAAAGCCAGCCACUACAGCCACUGUGAAGAGGAAGCGAAAGAGCCGAUGGGGGCCCGAGGAGGAAAAGGUGGAACUCCCACCCACCGAGCUGGUGCAGAGGGACGUGGAUGCCACCCCCUCACCCCUCUCAGUUCAGGACCUCAAGGGGCUAGGCUACGAGAAAGGGAAGCCCGUGGGUCUAGUAGGCGUCACAGAACUGUCAGAUGCCCAAAAGAAGCAGCUGAAGGAGCAACAGGAGAUGCAGCAGAUGUACGACAUGAUCAUGCAACACAAGCGAGCGAUGCAGGACAUGCAGCUGUUGUGGGAGAGGGCACUGCAGCAGCACCAGCAUGGCUACGACAGUGAUGAGGAGGUGGAUAGCGAGCUGGGCACCUGGGAGCACCAGCUGCGGCGCAUGGAGAUGGACAAGACUCGGGAGUGGGCUGAGCAGCUGACAAAGAUGGGCCGGGGGAAGCACUUCAUUGGAGAUUUUUUGCCACCUGAUGAGCUGGAGAAGUUCAUGGAGACCUUCAAAGCCUUAAAGGAAGGCCGUGAGCCUGACUACUCCGAGUACAAGGAAUUCAAGCUGACGGUGGAGAAUAUUGGCUACCAGAUGCUGAUGAAGAUGGGCUGGAAGGAGGGUGACGGUCUAGGCUCAGAGGGCCAGGGCAUCAAGAACCCAGUUAACAAGGGCACAACUACAGUGGAUGGCGCUGGCUUUGGCAUUGACCGGCCAGCAGAGCUUUCUAAGGAGGAUGACGAGUACGAGGCCUUCCGCAAGAGGAUGAUGCUGGCUUACCGCUUCCGGCCCAACCCUCUGAACAACCCCAGGCGGCCUUACUACUGAGUAUUCUGGAGAAACACACAAACAUACUUUCCAGACAACCAACCGAGCAUUCUUGGACUGUAGAAUGUUUUGGACUGCAUUUCUGCCCGCCCUUUCCGUUGUCUCAAGUGUCAUGCUGUGUAUUAAAGUCCCAAUGCUUGCCCACUGUGGGAGCCUGGUCGUGCCAUCACCAGAGACCCCUCGUGUUCCUCAGCAGCUGGGCUGGGCGGGGCAGGUGAGAAUGAGGUGCUGUGUGAAGGCUCCCCAGCACCUGAGGAAUCCAAGAGCACCACCGGGACCUUUGCUUGUUGGGUCUCCAUCCCUCAUCAGCCUGGGAUGGAGGAGAGAGGAGGGCCACACUUGGGCAGGCCCUGCCAACCUAGCACUGUGCUAUAGAAGGGAACUGGGGAGGGAUCUCCAGGCAGGGCCUAGCCUUCCCCAGGGCACACCUAUGCCACCCACCUCCCUGUCAAGUGAUAUUCCCUGCCAGUGAUGGCUGCAGCCCAUGCUGCCACAGCUGCACUGGGUCCCACCUGUGUGGUGUACACGUGUCCCUGGGGCUCAUGCCUUUGUGGGACAGCUGUGUGCUAAAAUGUCACACCUCCUAGAGCAGGGGUGGGGAACCUUUUUUCUGCCAAGGGCCAUUUGUAUAUUUAUAACAUCAUUCACAGGCCAUACAAAAUUAUCAACAGCCCGGCUGGUGUUGCUCAGUGGUUGAGCAUCAACCUAUGAACCAGGAGGUCAGGGUUCGAUUUCUGGUCAGGGUACGUGCCUGGGUUGUGGGCCAUCCCAGUAGGGGACGUGCAGGAGGCAGCUGAUCAAUGUUUCUCUUAUCAUUGAUAUUUCUAUCUCUCCCUAUCCCUCUCCCUCUCUCUAAAAUCAAUAAAAACAUAUUUUUUAA
Molecule: messenger RNA, 2996 nt
Organism: Eptesicus fuscus (big brown bat)
Lineage: Eukaryota; Metazoa; Chordata; Mammalia; Chiroptera; Vespertilionidae
Gene: SUGP1
Product: SURP and G-patch domain containing 1
Exons: 14
Coding region: 203-2116 (637 amino acids)
Biological process (GO): RNA processing
Cellular component (GO): nucleoplasm
Molecular function (GO): RNA binding
Source: RefSeq, a predicted model, not a curated record